AUGGAGGGGGAGGGUGGGGGGGGCAGUACGGCCUCUCCUGGUCCACCGCCCGGAGCCACGGCCCACGUGACUCUGACGUUUCAGGCGAGUCCCACUAAAAAAGAAUUUGAGGGAAUGAGCUGCUCGCUCAUCAGGGAGAUCCGCGGUGGCUUCCUGACGUCCGCACCGAGGAACUUCCUCCAAGGUUUGGGCUCCCAGCCGGCCCUUGAGGAUAAGGCUAUGAACUUGUACACUGUUACCCUGAGCGGCCCCGCUCCAUGGGGCUUCAGGCUGCAGGGAGGCAAGGACUUCAACAUGCCUCUCGCUGUUUCAAGGCUUACACCGGGUGGAAAAGCAGCCCAGGCUGGCGUCGGGGUGGGAGACUGGGUGGUCUCCAUUUGCGACACCAAUGCUGAGGAUAUGACCCAUGUCGAGGCACAAAACAAGAUCAGAGGAGCCACAGACUCCCUCACCCUCACCCUCAGCAGAGCUUUCAAAGCCAGCCAAGAUCAUAAGAUGGAAAACCUUGACAAGGCUGAAGCUACUUAUUAUGACGAUAUCUACCAACAGUCCAAGCACGGCCUCAGGGUGGAGAAAGUGCCCUGUUUUAUCCCCAACGACCGCAGCAAGAAGAGGCUGAUCCAGGACACGGAGGACUGGCAGCCCCGCACCGGCACCACCCAGUCCCGCUCCUUCCGCAUCCUGGCCCAGCUCACAGGCACUGACUUCAUGCAGGACCCAGAUGAUGAAAUUAUGAAGAGGUCCAGGGAAAAGUUCCUCACUGAGAUUCAGAGUCCUCGCUACGCUCGUCUGAGGGACUGGCACCACGACAGGAGUGGAAACGAGACGGUAGAGCUGAAACCGAAAUCCCAGGUGCGAAUAGGAAGAGCCAAAGACUUAAAGAGGGGGAAUAAAAGCGCGAUGUGGGAAAUCGUGCACCUGCAUGGCAUCACGCUUCUUCUUGUUAAGAGGAGAGUAGUAAGCGGUGGAAAUGUCAAGGAAACACGAGCCGGGUCCCUCCAGGUGGGAGGAGGCCGCUGUGGAGGAUGUUCUUCAAUUUGCACCUGCAACCUUCACCCGAGCGAGGUGCAAUCUGAGAAACCUCUGGACGUUGUGCGAGCCCCCCCGGCCGCUGGCCUGCUGCCAGCGCAGGGCAGCUCUGCGGGGAGCCUUGAGCCAAACCCCUCUCCUGCCAAGGCCCAGACUGCAGAUAAACCAGAUGGCUCCAAGACUGCGGCCGCGGGGAGCUCCGGUCCGUCCUGCAGGCCGCCCUGGGUCACCGACCCCAACUUCGCCGACCGCUUCCGCCCGGACAAAACCAGCACCGUGGUGACCCAGCACCAGCAGCCCGUCCAGCCCACGCCCAUGCAGAGCCGCAGCUCCAUCCUGCAGGCGGCGCAGCAGGCGCCCGAGGACAGCGGGAGGACCCCGCUCUGCGGGGCCUGCAACAAGAUCAUCAGAGGCCGGUACCUGGUGGCGCUGGGGCGUUCGUGGCACCCCGAGGAGUUCACGUGCUCCCAGUGCAAGCUGGUGCUGGAGGAAGGGGGCUUCUUCGAGGAGAGGGGCUCCGUCUACUGUACCAAGUGCCACGACAACCGAUACGCACCUAACUGUGCCAAGUGCAAAAAGAAGAUCACAGGGGAAAUCAUGCAUGCCCUCAAGAUGACCUACCAUGUUCAGUGUUUCAAGUGCGCAGCCUGCAAGAAUCCCAUCAGGAACCAGGCCUUUUACAUGGAGGAGGGGGAGCCCUACUGUGAGAGAGACUACGAGAAGAUGUUUGGCACCAAAUGCCACGGCUGUGACUUUAAGAUCGACGCUGGCGACCGCUUCCUGGAGGCCCUGGGCUACAGCUGGCACGACACCUGCUUCGUCUGCGCCCUCUGCCAAAUCAACCUGGAGGGUAAGACGUUCUACUCCAAGAAGGAUAAGCCCCUGUGCAAAAGCCACGCAUUCGCUCCGGUGUGAGGGAGCCCUCCCCGUCUUCAGAGGAAGCAGCACUCCUCUCCUCCGCCUCCUCGUUACCCUCUUCCGCCCUCUGACACACUCUGCAUCCCCUCCUUGCCCACCACACACAGAGCCCCGCUCAGUCUUUUUUCUUUUUGCAGACUUUUCUAUGCUCACGGCCGCUGACCCACUGUGCCUUAUGGGUCACUUCUGAUGUCACUGGCUGCAAUACUAACAGAUGCGUUGCAACACUGGGAGCAAUCAAGGAAUUAUUUCCGAGCUCUCGCAACUUAUUGAUAUUCCCUUCGAGUUUCUACAUCCAGUCACCUUCAGCUCACCCAGAUUUAAUCGCCGUCGUAAAGAAGUCAUUCCUGUUCAGUCUACAGUGACAUCUUCCAAGUUCAAGGAGUCAGCGAGCUUCUAAUAAUUGCACAUAUUGCAGUAAUGAUCUGCUUCUUCUCCUGCAUUAAGCGUGGGGAGGUGGUGCCCCCGCGCUGGACCCCGACCCACACACUUGUUCUGUGUCCUUAAUGAAACGGCGGUCAGUCCAGCAGAGGGGGAGUGGCAGAUUUCUGCUUGAGUGAGCUCAUCCUCAAGACUUUGAAGUAGAGUACGUGUCACUGCCGCUUCAGUAAACCUGAAUCUCCCGUAUGCUUGUGUAGAAAUCCUAAAUUUGUCUAAUUUUUGAGUCACUGAAAUGAUUUAAGAAGAUGAUUCUGGGUUCGUUUCAGAUUUUUCACAUUCCGGUAGAGCAGACAUACAUUUUUAGAUUACUUUUUUUAAGUCUGCAAAAAUGAAUUGCAUCUUUUUUUCCUUUGUGUUGCAAUGAUGUUGUGAUCUUCCUUGGAGUGGAGUACUUUAAGCCAUUGUCGAUUAUGUAUUUAUAUUGCUUCAGAAAUGGCAUUUAAGUGUUUUAAUAGCUGCUAAAAGUUUCAAAUAAAACAGUUUAUUACCGCAACAGUGAUCUUUUACUUUUUUU
Molecule: messenger RNA, 2902 nt
Organism: Menidia menidia (Atlantic silverside)
Lineage: Eukaryota; Metazoa; Chordata; Actinopteri; Atheriniformes; Atherinopsidae
Source: the annotation of a GenBank genome assembly